Aspergillus glaucus CBS 516.65 is the source of this 1695-nucleotide messenger RNA. RefSeq lists its product as uncharacterized. NCBI's taxonomy places the organism in Eukaryota, Fungi, Ascomycota, Eurotiomycetes, Eurotiales, Aspergillaceae. The coding region runs from base 1 to 1695 and encodes 564 amino acids. The record is from RefSeq and is a predicted model, not a curated record. The transcript has a single exon.
AUGCCACCCAACACCCACUCGCGCACCUACGCCCACCCUGUCAACGACAACCCCAAAACAAACACGGACAUCCUCCACGCCAACCGCGCCUUGUCCAAGGAGAUUUCAAACACUAUGCCCACCAAGACUCGUGUGGAAAUCGAGCUGUCUCCUCUCGCGUGGGAGUGGAUGAGAAUCAGCUCCGGCACGCAGCACUACCAGCCCGCGAAGAGGGUUAUCGCUGAUGUAAACAAUGCCCGUGAGCAAGGGCUGUAUGAUCUACCAUCCCAGCGGAUCGAUGAGGUCGUGGUGAAGCUUUAUGCGCCGAUGAGUGAUAAUCCCGGACAGUUGUUUAUUCUGUUCGAUAAGGUGAUUAAUCUCGUUGAUAUGCUGCGUCGUGCACCUGCUAUUCAGAAGAUGAGUAUCGUGCUUGAGACGCUGGAUGGACAGGAGUGGCACCAUGAGCAAGUGACUAUUGGUGGUGUGAAGGAGAGCUUUUUUGUGCCGUGGGCGGAUGAUUGUGAUAUAGUUGUUGUACUAUUCUGCAGUCUGAAGAAUGUUGGGGACGUUUCUGUGCGUGGGCACUCGAGGGAGUUGGAGCGGUUGAUUGACUGGAAGGUUAUCGAUUGGGCUGUUGGUGUGGUUCGGGAGAAGUCGUGGGAGAAGUACGUCCCCGAUCCCACUAGGGCUCGGGCUACGCGUCGGUUUGAUACGACUACUUACUACGCUUCCUACACCCACCGACCUGAUCGAUCUACGCCGGGUACGGACGUCGACCGGAAGGUGGCUGAGUACUGCCUACGCGUCCAUGUAAAUCUCAUGCGACAUGACUUCCGCGACACGGGCUGCCACCAACGCCGUGAACUCCUCAAACAAUCCUUCAUCUACGGUGGAAAAUCCAUGAACACCCCGCCCUCCCCCUUCGAACACGACAUGAUUCUCAUCGCCGAAGAAUACCCAGACCUACUGAGAAAGUACGACCACGCAAUCGAAGUCUUCCUGCACCUGCAACGCAUCGUGGUCUGCGCGUAUGAGCGCACCAAACCCGGCACCCAUAAUGACACGAAUAUCGUUACUCAGUUUUACAACUGGGAUGAGGCGGCCUGGGAGCUUGUUGUGAGUGCUUUUGGGGAUCCGCUGCCGAAUAUGGGGUCGUGGGUUUAUAAGGAGUGUGCUGCGGAACUGGGGAGUUUCGUGGAUUAUAAUGAGUGUUUGGGGAGGGUAGAGGAGGAGGGGAAGAGUGAUUGGUUGGUGGAGGUUGUGGGGGUGGGACAGUUUUUGCAGGAUUGGGUGCGCGAGUUUGUGUAUGGGGAGGAUGGUGAGGAUGAGUACGGUGAGGCGUAUGAUGAGGAGAAUGUUGACGAGGAGGAUGAGGGUGUUGAGAGCGAGGAUGGCGGUGAGGAUGAAGUUGAAGAAGAUGAAGAGGAGAAGCAGGGUGAAGAUGUCGAGGAGGAAGAUAAAGAGGAUGAGAGCGUUGAGAACGAGGGUAAAGAUGGGGAAGUUGAUGAGGAAGUAGGUCUUCGUGACGAGGAUGACGGGGAUGACGGGGAUGACGAGAGACAGGACGAGGCCAAAGAUGAGGAGGCGCAAGAUGAAGAGAACGUUGUCGAGGACGACAAGAAAGAGGACAAUGAUCAGGGCGAAGAUGAAGAUGAGGAGGGUGAAGCCUACUACGAAGACGAUGACGACUGGGACUUCUGUGAGUGUUGUGCUUAG